CAUGCAUGUAAAGAAUUCGUAAACAAAAUUAACAAUAUUGUUCAUUUUAUUAAACUUUGGUAUUAGAUAAAAUACCUAAGUCACUUCCUUGGGUUAAAUAGAAGUUUCCAUUUUAAGUAAUUUUUUACUGGUAGAGUUUCAGAAAAAAACUAGAAAACAAUUCUUUGCAACUAAUGGCACUGCCUGCUUCAAAAAUUGAUCAAAUAUUGCAGAAUUUUAGCUCUUCCGAAGAUGAUGAGCUAGACCAACUAGAAGAUAACGAAGAGUUGUGCGAAAGUGAUGUCUCUGAUUAUCUACUUGGCAAGAAGAAUAACAUUGGAAACAAAAAAAGUAAUGAAGUUAUGGAUAUAUUUGACAAAGAACAGUCAGAAUUAAGUGCAAAUGAAAGUGAUGAUGAAGUAAAAGUUGUUGAAUUAAAAGUUGAACCAAUAGAAAUUGAUGAUAGCGGUAGUGAGGAGGACAUUUUAAAUCAUGGGAAAAAUUUAAGUAAUGAAAUUCCAAAAAUUGUAAAAAAUAAAAGGAAGCAAAAACCAAAGCAAAAUGUCGAAAAUCAUGUGCCUCAAGGAGAAGAUGAAAAAGAAAAUAAAGAAAUGUUGAAAGUUUUUAAAAUGGAAGAAGCGGAACGCAGCAAUAGGAAAAUUUUUAACUCUAAGAGACCCGUACCAUGUCCAGUUUGCAAUAAAAUACUUUCCAGAACAGAUAAUAUGAAGUCACAUAUGGAGAUUCAUAAUAAUAUGUGUAUAAUAUGUAAUAUAAACUUUGAGUUAAGAAAAGAUUUUACAGAGCACAUGAAAGAAGUUCACAAUCGCGUUAUAAAAGCUAAAGAUAUUUGCGCUCUUUGCGACCAAAAAUUUAAAAGCCGAAUAGAAUACAAUGCUCAUAUAAAGAAUGAACAUGGAGUAAUCAUUGAUUUGGUUCACAUAGACAAUACAAGAAAAAAUCGACCAAGGGUAGAGAGAAAUCUUCACUGCAAAGAAUGUAACAUAAGGAUGAAAAAUGAACAGCUUUUUAUGCUGCAUAUGCAAAUUCAUGAAAAUCGAAAAGAAAACGAGUGUGUUUUAUGUAAUAAACUAUUUGAAAAUGUAGACGCCGUGUUGGAACACUACGGUAGUUUUGACAAAAAUAAGGAUGAUGACCAUUAUAUCAAAAUGCGACCGUUUUCCUGUCAUCUUUGUGUUGUGAGAUAUAAAAAUAGAAGAGAUUUAACUGAUCACCUAGAUGUGCAUGCAGGCAAACGAAGAUAUUUGUGUCCGCUUUGUGGAAAACAAUUUUCCAAAAAAUGUAAUAUGCAAACUCAUGUUAAGCUCCAUGAUAAAGUUUAUCAUUACUGUUGCAAUAAAAAAUUUCGGAAAACCAUUGAAUUUGAAACCCAUCAAAGAAAAGUUCAUGGAGAAAAUAAUCUUGUGUGCAAUGUGUGUAGUAGAUCAUUUACUAGAAGAGACAAUUUAAAGGCUCAUAUGCAAACUCAUUUGAAAUGGAUAUGUAAAUUAUGCAGCACAAAUUUUGAGUUUCGUAGAGAGUUUAAUAAGCAUAUGAGAGAUGUUCAUAAUAAAUUAAAAAACCAUAUUUGUUCAAUAUGUGGUAGAAAUUUUAUAUUGCGCUAUAAUUAUAAUAAACAUAUGGAAACUCAUAAUAGAAUAAAAGAUAAAUGCGUUUCUUGUGAAAAAGAAUUUAGAAAUCGCAGAGACUACAAUGCGCAUAUGAGAAAUAUUCAUGGUGAACUUAUAAAUGUACAAAGAAAACAAAAUAAAACGAAUUCCCGAGUAAAAAGUAAUACAAAUUUCUGGAUAAUGGUUUUACCUUCAUCAAAAAUUGAUAAAUUGCUACAGUUACUUAGUUCUUCUGAAGACGAAUUAGAAGGGUUGGAUGACGACGAAGAAUUAUUUGAGGAAGAAGAAGGAAUUAAUGACCAAACCACUAACAGCACUUCAGAAAAAUCUCAUCAAACAGUCGAAUUGUUGGAGAAUGUGAGUGCGAAAAAAUCAAGUAAUAAUAAAAAUAAUGAUACAAAUGUCGAGGUGAAAGUUGUGGAACUAGAGGUUGAGCCAAUAGUGAUUAUAGAUAGUGAAGUUGAGAGUGAACAAAGAAAUAGCUUUGAGAAGGAUAACGACUCAGACUUUUAUUUUAAAUGGUCAGAAAACGAAGAGUUGGAGCCUAAGGAAGUCAAAAAAACUAGGCGAAGAAGAAAAAGAAGAAAACCCAAUGAUAAGGGUGAAAAUCAACAAAACUCUGAGAAAAAACUAAAACGACAUGUCGGUAAAUAUACUCCUAGGAUGGUUAAAAACAGGCCAAGAGUUGACAGGAAUUUGAAAUGCAAUGAAUGUGAUCAAAGAAUGAAAAAUGAACAGCUGUUUAUGCUUCAUAUGCAAAUCCAUAAUGGACGAAAGGAAACUGAAUGCGUUUUAUGUAACAAAAAUUUUGAUAACGUUGAUGGUGUUUUAGAACAUUAUGCAAGUUUUGACAAAGAUAAAAAAAAUGAGCACUAUAUAAAGUUUAGACCGUUUGCUUGUCAUUUAUGUGUAGUUCGAUAUAAAAAUAGAAGAGAUUUAACAGAUCAUUUAGAUAUUCAUGCAGGUCAAAAAAAAUUUUUGUGCCCACUUUGUGGAAAACAAUUUGCUAAAAGAUUCAAUAUGAUGACACACAUCAAAGUUCAUGAAAAAUUAAAUUACUAUUGUGAACGUUGCAAUAAAAGAUUUCGUAAUAUAAGGGAACAGGAGACUCAUCAAAGAAUGGUUCAUGGGGAAAAUAAACUUGUUUGUUCUAUUUGUAAUAAAACGUUUCUUAGAAGAGAUAAUCUUAAAGCACAUCUGGAAACUCACGAUAAUGAAUGUUCUGUUUGUAAUGCAAAAUUUAAUACUCGAAGAGAUUUAAAUCAACAUAUGAGAGAAUCUCAUGACCGUGCAAAAAAAUUUGCUUGUUCUUUUUGUGGAAAGGAAUUUUUAUUGCGUUAUAAUUAUACAAAACAUUUAGAAAGUCAUAACAGAGUAAAAGAUGUUUGCAACAUUUGUGAUAAAGAAUUCAGAAAUUAUAGGGAUCAUGCGGCGCAUAUGAGGAAUAUCCAUGGAGUUGUAGUUGAGUUCCCUAAAUUUGAAGAAAUCGUAUGUCCAAUAUGUAAUCGAGGAUUUUCUAGAAGAGAUAAUAUGAAAACACAUAUGAAAACCCAUUUCAAAUGGAAAUGCGCUUCAUGUAACACAAAUUUUGAAUUUCGCAAAGAGCUAAACCAGCAUAUGGGUGAAGUACACAAUCGAAUCAAAAAAUAUCCAUGUUCAACUUGUGGAAAAGUGUUUUUAUUACAUUCUGAACUUUCCGAACAUUUCGAAUUAUAUCAUAAUUCCAUAAGUAAUAAUUGCGCUAUAUGUGAUGAGGAGUUCAAAAAUCGAAGAGACUUUGCUGCCCAUGUAAAAAGUGUGCACAGUGGUACUACGAAUGCAAGAAAAAGCAUAAAUUAAAUAAAAGAUUACAGAAAAUGAUAUUUACUAAGAUAAUUUUAUAAUUGUAGAUAAUACCAUACAUAAUACUUAUAUGAAAUAAAAUCAAACCUAUUAAAUUUAUUUUGUUUUAAAUA
Messenger RNA from Condylostylus longicornis, 3565 nucleotides. Its product is annotated as zinc finger protein 540-like. Bases 174 to 3449 code for a protein of 1091 amino acids. NCBI's taxonomy places the organism in Eukaryota, Metazoa, Arthropoda, Insecta, Diptera, Dolichopodidae. Gene Ontology annotation, cellular component: nucleus. The record is from RefSeq and is a predicted model, not a curated record. The transcript is spliced from 6 exons.